AGCGAAAUGGAACGUGUUGGCUUAUCAACAUUUAUGUUUCCACAUUUUUCGAUUUCUGAAAUUCAAAGUAGCCCGUAAUAACAAUGGCGAGAAUCAUCAGAUCUAAAAUACACAGAAAAAAUGUGUAUUGUUUACUGACAAGAAUAACGGAAUCCUAGCAGCAAAGAAAACGUUGCCAUGGUGAGGAAUGCGGUUGUCGUUGCAAGAAAAAAUGGAUCUCGACCCCAAGUACACGUUCGUACCUCUGCCGGAAAAGAAUUUAGAGGGAAUAAAUGACAAAAAAACUGGCGAGUUUUUCAAAAAAUGGGGGACGAAUUUCAGCAUUCAGGAAUAUUUAUUCAACGAGCCAUUUCAUCAGUACCACAAGCAACCAUUUGCAGAGGCAUUUUUCAAAAAUGAGCAUGUAGCUAACACACUGAAAAUUUAUGACGGUGGUUCGUGGAUGCCACGAGGAAUUCCCGCGUCUUCGAUUACAAUUAAACAAAUUCCGUGCUCGGUCAUGAAUAUGUCGUUCUUCGAUAAAGUGAAAAAUCCAGAGAAUAAAAUAAUUCAUGAUUCUGGAACGAUUUGCAAACGUUGGGAUACCGAGAUCGAUGGAAUUAUGGUCUCGGACAAUCUCAGAGGCAUGCUCCUGGACGAAGAUUCUCCCGAGUAUUUCUUGUACCCGGCUGCGGAGCGCAGUGAAUUCAUUUUUCGGAUUUUCCAAACGCUCGUAAUCGGUGGGGAAUUAUGUCAAUACGAGGACGCGCUCGAACCUUAUCUCGAAUACACGAAAAACUUCUACAAAAAUCUCAUCAGAGUUCAAAGACCUUCGGACUCCGGAGACUUGGCAGUCACCACAAUGGUGCUGGAAGUUGUAGCGAAAGAUGUCGAGGGCCUUUCGUACUAUCCCUGCGAUGACGAGCAUAUUCAGAACAAUGCAUUUUUGCUCAUAGACAGCGAUCUCCGAGUCGUAAAAACGCUUGCUCAUCAAUAUUCCGGAUAUUUUGCUUAA
Molecule: messenger RNA, 994 nt
Organism: Venturia canescens
Lineage: Eukaryota; Metazoa; Arthropoda; Insecta; Hymenoptera; Ichneumonidae
Product: cilia- and flagella-associated protein 300-like
Exons: 6
Coding region: 188-994 (268 amino acids)
Source: RefSeq, a predicted model, not a curated record